AUGUUGAAGCGUCGAUCCUCAGGUCUUCUCUUGCUCCUCCUCGUCACUUUCUGUCAAGGAGGCGACGGAGCGGGCCUCAAAGCCUCCCGAAACCCUAUCGAGAAGGGUGAAAGCAUUUUCCGUAAGUUGCCGUGUCCGAAUCCUGAAGAUAUCUUUCCCUGUACAUGCACUGCGGACGAGAGUAAUCGCAUGGACAUGGACUGCUCUCACGUCGAAAGCGAGGAGCAGCUGGAGAGAGUGUUCUCGUCGACCUUUCCCUUCAGUACUUUCCGAAACUUGACCGUCGUUGAUAAUGUGUUUCUUAAGACCUUGAAGAACCAAUCCCUCGGCAUCGCCUCCUUCACGAGCGUGUACAUCAUAAACAGCGUGCUGGAAGUCGUGGAAUCACACGCCCUUGUGAACAGCUUUGGCACGGCUCAGGUGAUCAACAUGCAGAACAAUCUCAUCUCUUCCUUUCCCUUCGAAAUCCUGCCCUCCUUCACCAGCCUCCUGGAGCUGGACGUGAGUUACAACAAGUUGCCUUUCCCCGCACUCGUGUCCCAGACGCUGCUCGUGCUCGACCUCUCCCACAACCAGGCCGUCGACGUCUCCUCCGACGCCUUCGCUGCUCUGCCUGACAUCUCGGAAAUCAGACUUGGUGGGAAUCAGAUCUCCGUGGUUCCGACCGGAACAUUUGCCGGUCACCGGAAUCUGUACCACGUGGACCUCGAAGCGAACGCGCUGACCUACCUUCCCGAGGGCGCCAUACAGCUGACCUCCAGCAGUGCGGGGACGGUCAUUCUGCGGGGGAACCAGAUCGCAGAUGUUGCUGUUAACAGCAUAACAGAUGUGUCCGGCGGAAACGUGGACAUCAGCAACAACACUUUGAAGGCUUUGAACGAGGACGUCUUCCGACCUAUUCUGGCUGAAGGCACGGCUCUCGACAUCAAAGACAACCCGUUGACCUGCGGCUGCGACAUCGCGUGGGUGAUCCGCGACGACCUCCUGCUGAAGCUGGUGGCGGAGGGCGCUGCCUGCUACGACGGGGAGCUGCUCGUCGACCUCGACCCCGGGAUGUUCGAUGACCUGGGAUGCCCCUAG
This is a messenger RNA of Penaeus indicus, 1080 nucleotides long. RefSeq names its product oplophorus-luciferin 2-monooxygenase non-catalytic subunit-like. The transcript is spliced from 4 exons. The record is from RefSeq and is a predicted model, not a curated record. Lineage: Eukaryota; Metazoa; Arthropoda; Malacostraca; Decapoda; Penaeidae. Bases 1 to 1080 code for a protein of 359 amino acids. Gene Ontology annotation, cellular component: plasma membrane.